This is a messenger RNA of Penicillium manginii, 288 nucleotides long. RefSeq lists its product as uncharacterized. NCBI's taxonomy places the organism in Eukaryota, Fungi, Ascomycota, Eurotiomycetes, Eurotiales, Aspergillaceae. The transcript is spliced from 2 exons. The record is from RefSeq and is a predicted model, not a curated record. Bases 1 to 288 code for a protein of 95 amino acids.
AUGCCUCACUGCAUAUUUACGGUCGUCAACCUGGUGGAGCGCCGCGUAUUACAACACGCGCCUGAUGCCAAAUUUGGCACCCUGCCGCUGUCUGGCAUCAGUGUACAUUCAGAAGCGCUCCGCCUCGAGAGGCGAACGGCCAAGGCCAAGGUCACGAGGCGCACCUGCUAUCGCCACGCUAGUCUGCAAAAUUACCUUGGGUAUCUUGUUAAAUUAAUCUCCAUGACUUCCACAGCCUCGUGCAAACGGAACGAGCGGUACCCGAAAUCCGUCGGGCCCCAGGGCUAA